This is a messenger RNA of Lindgomyces ingoldianus, 1419 nucleotides long. Its product is annotated as Homocysteine S-methyltransferase. The record is from RefSeq and is a predicted model, not a curated record. The transcript is spliced from 3 exons. Gene Ontology annotation, molecular function: S-adenosylmethionine-homocysteine S-methyltransferase activity. Bases 1 to 1419 code for a protein of 472 amino acids. Gene Ontology annotation, biological process: S-methylmethionine cycle. NCBI's taxonomy places the organism in Eukaryota, Fungi, Ascomycota, Dothideomycetes, Pleosporales, Lindgomycetaceae.
AUGACGCGCACCGGACAGCCUUGUCUCACACGGCUGAAUGAGAUUAAUUGUAGUUGUCUCCCUGUUCUAUGCGACAAUGGCAAGCCUAAUCUGGCAUUCGCAGACAGCCUGAGUGAAGGGUUGGGGUUCUUGGGAGGUAUUGUUGAAUUUGGAGAGGGUAGAGCGAAAGAAAGACAAGAAACAAGGGACAAGGUUUCUGUUCCCCACUUUUCGAAUGCAGAGCUCCACCAACCCACCAAGCUCUAUCCCAAUAUCAAAACGCCAAUUCUCCCAACCCAAAUCAUGACAGCAGCCACUCAACCCCCAGCACCAUCACCCACAGUCUCUCCCUUUCAACCCUCAGGCCACCACCCCCACGCCCCACUACCCACCACCACCCUCUCGACCCUCCUCUCUUCCCCAACCCCAAUCCCCAUAAUUCUCGACGGCGCACUAGCAACUCACUUAGAAUCCCUCGGCGCCAACAUCUCAACCUCGCUGUGGUCCGCCAGCGUCCUCCUGACCAACUCAUCCCUAAUAUACCGUACACAUCUCUCCUACUACCGCGCCGGUGCCUCCAUUGCAGUCACAGCCUCCUACCAAGCCUCUAUCCCAGGUCUGUGUGAGAAUCUAGGACUAAGUGUAGAGGAAGCAGAGGAGGUAGUUAGAAAGAGCGUGGAGCUAGCUCAGGAGGCACGAGUAGAUUAUCUGAAAGAACUAGCAUCAGAAGCAGCAUGCGACGCUAGAUCCAGAGAAGAACCGUCCAAGCAACUCCAGAACCAGUACCAAAAUCGGCCGUUAUUCAUAGCCGGCAGUAUCGGCCCCUACGGCGCCUACCUAGCCAACGGCUCCGAGUACACAGGCCACUACCCGCUGCUCCCACCCUUCCCCCACUCCAUCCCCAUCCUCCAAGACUUCCACCGCCGCCGCAUCUCCACCCUUAUCUCCGCUGGCGUCGACAUCUUGGCUUGCGAAACCCUUCCCUCCCUCCCAGAAACUACUGCCUUGGUAUCCUUGCUCCAGGAAGAGUUCCCCGAGAUCCCCGCGUGCUUUUCGUUUACGCUGCGGGAUGAGAGCAGCAUUAGCGACGGCACUCCUUUGCCCUCCAUCGUGCAGCUCUUAAACCCCGUUCCACAGGUCCUUGCAAUCGGUGUGAAUUGCGUCCCUCAAUCCAUUGCACUACCUGCUCUAAAAACCUUAUCAACCUUAACCCAUAAACCUCUAAUUAUAUAUCCGAACUCCGGCGAAGCGUGGGACGCAGAAACUCGAGAUUGGUUUGGUGCUCGAACAGAAAAAAGGGAUCUUUCAGAGCGGUGUUUGGAGUGGUGGGAAGCAGGUGCGAGGAUUAUCGGGGGGUGUUGUCGGACGACGCCAGAGGACAUACGCGUUAUUGCUGAGACGUUGCGGGAUGUGGAGUCACGGAAGGGGGAAGAGCCAUAA